CCCUCCCCCACCUCUGUAACAAAUCGUGACAGAUGAGCGAUCCCCCCCUACCACCCUGUAACGCGUAACGCAAGGUCUUUUUGCAUUUUUUAUGCAUUUUGUGAGUAAAUCUUCAUAAGCGUACACUUGGAAGUUUUGUUUUGAAUAUGAUUUGUUUGCAAACAACGUUUUGAAAAAAACAAAGGGACAUUCUCAAACUAUCAAAGUAGACCUAACGGCAUAUAAAUCAUUCUAAGUUCCACUUUCUACGAAACCAGUCGACUUUUCAUCAACUCCUUCAACAGCUCAAAAAACAAUCCCCAACAAUGUCCUCUUUCGGCGAGUCUCACGUCCUGUGCCGUGUUUGUGCCAAGCCGUUCGAAAGCAGCACCAUGUUUCGACUGUUGGACGAAUUAGCUGACGCCUUCUGGCGAGUGUCAGAAAUCGAGAUCCUGGCGCAAGAUUCCGGAUUUCCACAAAGUUGCUGCCUAAUGUGUCGGGACCGGUUGCAGGAGGUGGGGGAAUUGAGGGCGCUGUGCUUGGAUUCUGACCGAAAGCUGCGUAAAAUGAUUGGGAUUGGCUUGAGGGAGGAGGAAGAGGGCGAUGGUAUCGGCAUGGAUAGUAUAGAUGCGAUUCCCAAGGUGGAGAUGCAAGAGGUUCCCGAAUCUUAUUCAUGCUGGGAAGACAUGGAGAACAGAUUUGAAUCCAGCGAAGAAGAUAACGACAAGGGAAAUCAUUUGGACUCAGUGCCAGACGUUGUGAAACAGACCCCCGGAAAGACCACUAAGGAAAAUGCUGAAUCUAAGGUUAAACGAAAACCUAAAGCUACGAAAUCUGGAUCGGAUAAACCACCACCAAAAACAAAGGGACCAAAAACUCCGAAGGAUCCGAAAUCUUUCCAAUGCACGAUGUGCGGUAAAAUCUACAAAACCAGCUACAAUCUUAAAGAGCACGAAACGAGUCACAAUUCAGACCAAAAGAACCACAAAUGUCACAUUUGCUUGCGAGAUUUUGCACGACGGAAAUACUUCUUGGAGCACCUCCGGAUGCACGAAACGGAGAACCAAUUCAAAUGCAACGAGUGUGACAAAGCGUACAGUACUAAUAGGCUGCUGCAGCAGCACAUCCGAGUCAAGCACAGUGGCGAGCGUCCCUUCCAGUGCAGCAUCUGUCCGAAAAACUUUGCACGUGCUUCUUCUCUUCAUGUGCACGUUCAGUCAGUCCAUAAAAAGAUACGGAAAAAGACGUACAGAUGUGAUAAAUGUACGCGAUGUUUUGAAGGCAAAACCGCCUUCGAGCGGCAUAUGAACAGCCACGAAGGAAUCAAGCUGAACCAGUGUCCCCAUUGUGGUAACAAGUACGAGUUUAAGGCGUACCUGCUGCAGCACAUUGCCGAGAAACAUCCGGAAACGGUGGAGAAUCUCACUACGUGUCAGUAUUGCGGUGUGGGAUACAGCACGGAUGGAUACUACCGGAAACACAUCGUCAAGAGACAUCCGGAGCAUUUGGAAGUAUUUGAUCAGUGGAUGAAGGCAAAACGUGAGGAAGCUUCAACUUCAACGUCUCCGACAAUGACCUCCAUCAGUGGGUUUCAUUUCCUGUGCCGUGUUUGUGCCAAACCUUUCGAGAGCAGCGCCAUGGUCCGGAUGUUUAACGAGCGGAAUAAGCCCCUCCCCCUAGCGGAAGCCUUCUGGCGUGUGUCGGAAAUCGAUAUCCAUGCGGAAAAUUCCAGAUUUCCACAAAGUUGCUGCGCUAGGUGCCAGGACCGGUUGCAGGAGGUUGUGGAUUUGAGGGCGCUCUGUCUGGAAUCGGAUAGGAAAUUACGCAAAAUGAUUGGCAUUAGCUUAAAAGAGGAGGAAGAGGGCGAGGAUAUCGGGAUGAGUAACGUAACUGCUGUUCCCAAGGUCGAGGUGCAAGAAGUUCCCGAAUCGUAUUCAUGCUGGGAAGACAGGGAAAACAGAUUCAAUUCCAGCGAAGAGGAAAGUGAUACGGAAAAAUCUCCGAAGAAAGCCAGGAAACCACGAACUAAAGAACUAAGGCUCGGAGAGAGGACGGAUGAUGCAGCCAAAAAAGGAGCAUUUCCUGCUUCGGACUUUGAACCAAACGCUACAGAAAAGAAAUCUAAAGGUAAAACCAAGACCAAACCUAAGACGAAACGACAAUCUAAAACUUUAGAAGAAGGAAACGCGUCAAACUCAAAGGAAAAGACUGCCAAAGGACCACAGUCUUACCAGUGUACUUUGUGCGGUAAAAUUUAUAAAUCCAGCAACAAUCUGAGGGAACACGAAACAACUCACUUCCCGGACAGAAAGAACCACAAAUGUCACAUCUGCUCGCAAGAGUUCGCCCGGCGAAACUACUACCUUCGACACAUGAAAAUGCACCAAACGGAGAACCAAUUCAAAUGCAACGAGUGUGACAAAAUCUACCCGUCGGAUAAGAAGCUACAGGAGCACAUCCGCAUCACACACCGUGGCGAGCGUCCAUUCCAGUGCAACAUUUGCUCGAAAACAUUCCCGCGAUCAUUUACGCUAAACCAUCACGUGCAGGCAGUCCACGAGAAGAUCAGGAAAAAGACGUUCAGAUGUGAGAAAUGUACGCGGACGUUUGAAAGCAAAACCGCCUACGAACGGCAUAUGAACAGCCAUGAAGGAAUUAAGCUGAACCAAUGUUCGCAUUGUGGUAAAAACUACGAAUUCAAAGCGUAUCUGUUGCAGCACAUAGCCGAGAAAAUCCGGAAACGGUGGAGAAUCUCAGCCGGUGUCAGUUUUGUGGGGUUGGGUACAGUACGGAUGGAUACUACCGAAAGCAUAUCGUCAAAAGGCAUCUGGAGCACUUGGAAGCAUUUGAUAAGUGGAUGAAGGCGAAACGUGAGGCGAUGCUUGCGGAAACGCAAAUCACAGCUACUUUUGGUCAAGGUCAUAAUCAAGUGCAUGAUACUAAUGGUCCUUUGGCAUAGCUGGGAUAAAAAAAUAACAGAAACAUUGAGUAACAUUGAUUUGUUUAAAACAUUUGUAGAUCAGAUAAUUCACAGUCCAUUGUUAAAUUUAGAUCUUGCAAAAUUUGGUUAGAUUUUUUUUUCAAGCUAGCUCAAAUCGUUAAACUCAAACUAGCU
Messenger RNA from Culex quinquefasciatus (southern house mosquito), 3094 nucleotides. Its product is annotated as zinc finger protein 91. Gene Ontology annotation, biological process: regulation of transcription by RNA polymerase II. The record is from RefSeq and is a predicted model, not a curated record. Gene Ontology annotation, molecular function: RNA polymerase II cis-regulatory region sequence-specific DNA binding; DNA-binding transcription factor activity; zinc ion binding. The coding region runs from base 306 to 2840 and encodes 844 amino acids. The transcript is spliced from 4 exons. Gene Ontology annotation, cellular component: nucleus. NCBI's taxonomy places the organism in Eukaryota, Metazoa, Arthropoda, Insecta, Diptera, Culicidae.